This is a messenger RNA of Mytilus californianus (California mussel), 3465 nucleotides long. RefSeq names its product Bardet-Biedl syndrome 1 protein homolog. Bases 71 to 1870 code for a protein of 599 amino acids. The transcript is spliced from 16 exons. Gene Ontology annotation, molecular function: patched binding; smoothened binding. Lineage: Eukaryota; Metazoa; Mollusca; Bivalvia; Mytilida; Mytilidae. Gene Ontology annotation, biological process: protein localization to cilium; non-motile cilium assembly. Gene Ontology annotation, cellular component: centrosome; BBSome; axoneme. The record is from RefSeq and is a predicted model, not a curated record.
CCGGAAUCAAAAGAAUGUUUACAUUCACAACAACAACUUGUCUUUAAUUUUAUUUUUAAAGUCCCACAGAAUGUCAACUGUCGACGAAAAGCAGGAGCCCCCUUCUGAGCAGCUAAGUCAUGGAAAUGAGAAGUGGUUGAAUGCUUACUAUGAUCCAGUGGCAUCUCUAUAUACCUUAACACAAUGUGUUGCCUUAUCAGAUAUACAAGCUGAUGGUGAUUGGAAACUUGUGAUUGCUGAUUUGGGAACUGGAUCCUAUGACAUGAAAUUGAAAGUUUAUAAAGGCACAAAUGUGAUGAGUGAAAAUGCAAUCAUAGAUUUACCCACUGGUGUUGUGACAUUUUAUAUGGAUGUGAAUGAACCAAGAACUCCAGCUGUAGCAGUAGCCUCAGGACCCUACAUUUAUAUUUACAAGAAUCUCCAUCCAUAUUUCAAGUUUACCUUGCCAACACUAGAUGUAAAUCCUGUAGAAUUAGACCUCUGGAACCAAGUGAAAGAGGAAAAGAUAAACAUUUUUGUUCUUAGAGAAAUGUUAGAAGGCAUGAGAGCGGAAGGUGCUGUUUUGACUGUGAGAUCCUUACGAUUUCUCCAGCUACAGGAUGUUCCUGAUUGUGAAGCUUUUGCCAACAUGUAUAAACAUACACCUCUUAGAAGACAGACUGUUAUCACAUGUUUAGCUACAAUGAAGAAAUCUCUAGCAGAUGAAGAUGCCAUUAGUUGUUUAGUUAUAGGUACAGAAAGUAAAUCAAUAUAUGUACUGGACCCUGAAGCUUUCACAGUCCUUACUACUAUCGAUCUACCAAGUGUACCUGUGUUCCUUAGCGUGACUGGUUUAUAUGAUGUAGAAUACAGAAUUGUUGUGGCUUGUAGAAACGGUUGUAUAUACACCCUGAAAAGCAAUUAUAAUUUGAAGAGGGGAAGUUCAGACUACUUAAAACAUUGUAUAGAGCUGAACUCACAGCCUGUUGGCUUAGAAAGAAUAAACAAAACAAUAUAUGUAGGAACUAUGGAUGAAACAAUGCACUGCUUCACAUCUAAGGGUAAGAAGGUUUGGACUGUUAAGUUACCAGCUAGUAUUACUACAAUGGAAACAAUGGAUUAUCCAUCUAAAGGAUUUAAAGGAGUCAUUCUAGCUCUGAAUAACUGUCAGGUCCAUCUGUACAAGGAGAAGUAUUUGGUGAAUAUUAUUAGUACAGAAGAUAUUGUCACUGGUCUGAAGUUUGGUAGAUUUGGCAGAGAAGAUGCCACAUUGGUAAUGACCACAAGAGGAGGAGGAUUACUAAUAAAGAUCUUGAAGAGAAAUGCAACAUUUGAAGAAAAAGAUAUAUCAGCAGGACCUCCAGCAGCACAGAAUACAAAGCUAAAUGUUCCAAAGAAAACUAAACUAUUUGUAGAUCAGACAAUGAGAGAGAGGGAAAAUGCUGUGUCAAUGCACAGAACAUUUCAGAGAGAUUUAUACUUAUUAAGAUUGAAUACAGCUAGAGAAUAUGCCAAGUCAUUAGAGAAUAGCAUGAACCCUAUAUCAUCUGAUCCUAUGGAGCCACUUAAACUAAAUGCCACAGUGCAAGGAAUUGGUCCAACAUUUAAGCUGACAGUAAACUUACAGAAUACUUCAUUAAAUCAAGCAUCAUCCAAUCUAAUCAUCACAUUCCAGUAUGAUGAAAAGUUAUAUGUGUUCAAGAAAGCUUACCUACAGGUCCCAAUGUUAGUUCCAGGUUUGAACUAUGCCUUUGACACACUUGUUGAAUGUCAGAGUGAUAAAGGAAUAUCUGAUAAUGUAAAGGUGUUUGUUUUAAAAGAAGGAAAGAGUAUACCCAUUAUAACAGGAGUAAUAAGUAUGCCAGUUAGUGAAUCAUUAGUUGUUGUGUAGUUUACACAUGUAUUGAAAUUUGGACCAAUGAAGUAACAUGGAGAUCUUUAGACAUCAGUGACAUGCCAUUUGUUUUACAUUGGUGAACUUUGAAAAAAAAAACUGAGACAUGUGAUAUGCAAGAACUACAGUAUGAAUCAGGAAAAUUCAGCUGACAAUAAUUGUCCAGACAGAAUCUCUAGUUUAAAAUUAUAAUUUGAAAAAAAAGCUAGUUUUCUUUGUUGAUAAAUUAUUUGUAACUUUUUGGUUAUAUUGAUUGAUAUAACUAGAAUUGUUGGGAGAAAUUUUUUAAAAUAUUUAUCAUCCCACUUAUUGAAGUCCGUGUUUACAGGAUGAUUGUGUCUGUUUCAUUGUAGUAAGUCCAUUCCCUUUUGUAUUUGCAAUUCUUCCUAUAUCAGGUUUUCUGGAUUUCUAGGAAACUUUCUGAAAAUUUUCAGUACCUAAUUUCUCAAAAAAUCAUUGGACUAUACCAUAUCUACACAAAUGGGGAUAUGGAACUAUUUGUUAGCUCUGCUCAGAAUAUUUUUAGUUAUACUAGUUUCAUUGGUAAUGACAUCAGAGAAUCAUUUAAAACUUGUCUUAACAUUUACAUGCAAUUGCAUCCCAGCUGUGUAAAGGCAAAGUUUUUAAAGUUAACGUUAUUUUUUGAGCCAAAUUGUGAAAAUGUUAUAAUUUUGUACAUUCUUGACUGAUAGGAAAUUUUUAUGUUGACUAUAUAUUUGGCCUUAUUAACUUUUUUGAUUCGAGCAUCACUGAUGAGUCUUUUGUUGAUGAAACAAGCGUCUGGCACACAAAAUUCAAAAGUCUGUUAUUGUAUAUUCACAAUUAAAUGUUUAUGAAUGAAAGAAGAUGUUAGGUAAUGAGACAGCAACCCAAAGUUUGCAUUUAUAAGUUGAAUCUUUUACAGCUGACAAUAAUGUGAGAUCACAGUGACUGGAUUCCAAAAUUACUUUACUUUUAUGAUAGAAUACAAAUUUAAUGAUCGAUGUGGAAUUCAAAUCUGAUGAGGAUUAUAAGAUUUAGUAUGCUUUCAUUUAAAAUUUUACACACUAACAUUGAUGACUAGACUGUGGUUCUCCUACAACAGUUUGGUCAAAUUUCAGACCAGUUGAAACAAUUGAUUUGAUGAAACAAAUUGAUAUUGGAUCAGUUUUUUAAAUGAAUUUUUAUAGGCGGAGAGUUACUAACACUUGUCAUCAAGUCACAACAAAAUUAUUGUGAUUCAUGUAUAUUUUGUAUUAGAAUAUUACUCAGGUACUGGUACUAUUAAGAAUUAAUUACAAGUUUUAAACUGUUGCAAGCUUCAUACUAUUACAUAAAUAGAGACAAUGAUGAGGAUCUUAUUAAUUUCAGAUUCAUGGUAUCUGACUAUUCACAUACACAAGAAAGUGCUAUAUCUUGUAAUUUUAACUGUAUUAUGCCCCUUUGUAUUAAGCAAUUUUUGUUUCAUCUCUAAAAAUUUGUAACUUUACAUUAAGACUUCACAUGAAGAGCAAAUGUUAAACUAAUAGUUUUUCUUUUGUUUGGUAGAUUAAUAUAUAUGUUUUAUUUGUGCAUACAAUAUCUGUGAUAAUUAAUAAAUGAUUUUCAAAAGA